Molecule: messenger RNA, 211 nt
Organism: Paramecium octaurelia
Lineage: Eukaryota; Ciliophora; Oligohymenophorea; Peniculida; Parameciidae
Source: the annotation of a GenBank genome assembly
AUGGACGACACAUAUUCAAACAGACCAACGUCUCCAAAUUCUAACAAAACAACUAUAGAAUCAAUGAUGAAUGAGAACAUGAAACACAUAGAGUAAAUAGCUGUUGUAUUUGAGUUCAUUUGAUGAAGUUGUUGAAUAUUAUGAAUAUUAGUAACUUAUAUGUUUGAUAUUGGAAUUGCUUCAGAUUUGAAUUUUUAUUUUUUGGAGAUCC